AUGCGGCACUGUCGCAGAGGCUAUCAUGCACGAGAAGCCCGGGCUCUGCUUCAACUUUUUCACAAUGCGCAACGAAGCUUGGCUCUUCCUAGAGCGGCUGAAUACGGCCCUAAACGAGCGGCUCGGCAAUGCGGGGUUCUCGGAGCGCUGAGAGGUGCGGAGAUGCUGCCGUUCAUGCCAGGCGUCUGCUUCGCGGCCGCGGCGGGCCAGUCGCUCGACCGCGCGCAGAGGGCGCCGGCGAGAGACGCACUCCUGCAUGCUGCGGCCGACGUGAUGCAGACGUUUGUGGACGAGGGUCAUGGCAGACGGAUGCGCGACGUCGCAGAGAGGGACGUCAAGCCGCGCGAGGUGCAGGCCCUGAAGCAGGGACUGACCCUAUGGGCAUUGGACAAGAAGGGUCCGCUAGGCAGUGGUCAGGGCGUGGCGCGUGGAGGCGGGAGGCAGGACAUGGGAGACGUGGAUGCGGAAGAGCUGCUGCAGAUGAUUGGAUCGGAUCUACAAAAGAAUCCUCACUGGAGCUCGGCGGAGGGAAUGCAGGAACUGCAGAGGAUGGUACAGACGAUUCAAUCAAACCCAGAAGCAGAUCUGUCCUUUCCAAUGGGGCGACGUUGA
Molecule: messenger RNA, 612 nt
Organism: Akanthomyces muscarius
Lineage: Eukaryota; Fungi; Ascomycota; Sordariomycetes; Hypocreales; Cordycipitaceae
Exons: 1
Coding region: 1-612 (203 amino acids)
Source: RefSeq, a predicted model, not a curated record